Messenger RNA from Phoenix dactylifera (date palm), 1083 nucleotides. RefSeq lists its product as uncharacterized. NCBI's taxonomy places the organism in Eukaryota, Viridiplantae, Streptophyta, Magnoliopsida, Arecales, Arecaceae. The record is from RefSeq and is a predicted model, not a curated record.
CCCAACCAACGCAUUAACUCUUCUCUUCCUCCUCCUCCCUCUCUCUCUCUCUCACAAAAAAUUAUCUCGGAAAAUUUUCAAAAAUCCCCUGUAGAAAAACGGAAAUAGAAGAAAGGACAGAGACCGACACGGCCGCAAUGGAAUCAAUUGUAGCCAAGCGGCUGUGGCACAUCGUACGAGCGGUGUACUACAUGCUCCGCAAGGGAAUCUCCAAGCGCAAGCUCUUGCUGUGGGACCUCCACCACGUCCUCCACCGCGGCAAGAUCGCCGGAAAAGCCCUCGGCAACCUUAUGACCUUCCAUCACCACCACCACCACCACCACGACGGCACCGCCUUUGCCUUCUCGAGGUUCUCUUGCCGGUCCAUGGAUCCCAACCUCUCCUUCUACAACCCCCGGGAGGUGGAGUUCAGCUGCAGCGACACCCCCGCCUACCCUUCUUUCUUCACCGCCAAGCGAAAGCAUCGCCACCGCCACGACUGCUACAACCACGACGUUGCCGCCAUCGCAAAGGCCUUCGAGAUCCUCAACUCCGAGGUAUCGGAUACCGAGUCGUUAAUGGCAUCGCCGUCACCAGCCCCGAUUUGGAGCAGCUUCGGGAGGAGUCCGGCGGUGGUGCGGCAGCUGAGGAUAACCGACUCGCCGUUCCCGAUAAGGGAGGAGGAGGAGGAGGAGGAGGAGGCCGACGGGCAAGUGGACCGGGCGGCGGAGGAGUUCAUUAAGAGGUUCUACGAGCAGCUUCGCCUCCAGCGAAGCGUGGCGGCCACACCGGACUAUGCAUUCCGCCGCGAGCCGCUGGUCGGCCGAGCUUGAGAUGGCCAUCGAUGGUUACUUCAGUUGCUUUGUGGGAAUAAAUAAAUUAUAAUUAAAUAGAUCUGUACGAUGUGAAUCUAUGUUGUUUACUUGGCUCCGCUAGCUUUCCACCAAUUGCUUUGGUUGUUGGAGAGGGUAGAAAGUGGGGGUUGAGUUUUUUAUUUCUCUUGCACUUUUUUCUCUACUUGUUUAUUUUCUUUAAGGGCUUUUUUCUCUACUUUGUUUAUUUUCUUUAGAGGCUCUAUACGAUCGAUCCUUAUUGAUCUUCUUA